AUGGAGACGGGAGGGACGAAGGGAAGGAACUGCACUCCUGCAUGUUGACAAUUACACACUUUUUAUUCGUAUUGAACCUAUAUAUUUUAGCCAUUCAUUGAACUUAACAAUAAGUCCUAUUUAUCUCUCAUUUUAACGUGAUUUUAUGAAGAGGAGGAGGUGAACGAGAGAUGGGGGCUAUUCCAACUCAAACUUCAAAUUAUGGGACAGACACCUGCCGUGAUCAGGCGCGGCUAGCGCGCUAACAUUAGCCGUCAGAAGGGAGUCCAAAAGUUCACGCCAGCACAACAGUAGUGGCGACAGGACAAAAGAAACCUGGAUUACAAAACUUGAUGGGAAUAUUCUCAUAUUCAAUCAAUCGGAGCAAUUUAACUUUACGUGUGCUGAUGUGACUAGUUCUGGAGACGAGAGCGAGCUCUUUUAUCUGGGAUCAUGUCUGUUAACGAGCUCUUUUCUAAGUACACCCGGGUUUGGAUCCCUGAUCCAGAAGAGGUCUGGAAGUCAGCAGAAAUCAUCAAGGAUUAUAAGGAGGGAGACUCAGUCCUUCACCUCAAAUUAGAAGAUGAAUCGCCGCUAGAAUAUCCAAUUGGUCCCAAAGAAAAUCAGCUUCCAUUUCUUCGUAAUCCUGAUAUUCUGGUUGGAGAAAAUGACCUCACGGCUCUCAGCUACCUCCACGAGCCCGCUGUGCUCCACAAUCUCAAGGUCCGCUUCCUGGAGUCCAAUCACAUUUACACUUAUUGCGGGAUUGUUCUGGUGGCCAUCAACCCAUAUGCGCAGCUACAGAUCUAUGGAGAAGAAGUCAUCAAUGCAUACAGUGGCCAGAACAUGGGGGACAUGGACCCUCAUAUUUUUGCUGUGGCAGAGGAAGCAUACAAACAGAUGGCCAGAGAUGAGAAGAACCAGUCGAUAAUCGUGAGUGGAGAAUCUGGAGCUGGUAAAACCGUCUCUGCAAAGUACGCCAUGCGCUUCUUCGCCACAGUAGGGGGUUCUGCAAAUGACACCAAUGUGGAAGAGAAAGUUCUGGCCUCCAGCCCCAUUAUGGAGGCCAUUGGAAAUGCAAAAACCACUCGCAAUGACAACAGCAGCCGCUUUGGGAAAUACAUCCAGAUCGGUUUUGAUAGGAGAUAUCACAUCAUUGGUGCCAACAUGCGAACAUAUCUUCUUGAGAAGUCCAGAGUAGUUUUUCAGGCUGAGGAAGAGAGGAACUACCAUAUCUUCUACCAGCUCUGUGCCUCAUCAUCUCUAGCUGAAUUUAAAGAUCUUAACUUGACCAGCGCAGAAGAUUUCACGUACACGUCUCUUGGUGAGAACAUUUUCAUUGAAGGGGUGAAUGAUGCUGAAGACCUUGUUAAGACAAAAGAGGCUCUCACACUGCUUGGUGUGAAAGAGGGGCAUCAAAUGAGCAUCUUUAAGAUUAUGGCCUCCAUCUUGCACCUGGGGAACGUAGAGAUUGUGUCUGAGAGAGAUGGAGAAUCCUGCCAUAUCAUUAGGGAUGAUACUCACUUGAAUCAUUUCUGUCGGCUGCUGGGCAUCGAGCAGGAUCAGAUGGAGCAUUGGCUCUGCCGCAGGAAGCUGGUGACGACUGCUGAGACUUAUGUGAAAAACAUGGGACAUGCCCAGGCAGUCAACGCCCGAGACGCCCUGGCCAAACACAUCUAUGCCCACCUCUUUGACUGGAUUGUGGAGCAUAUCAAUAAGGCCCUGUACACCUCCACCAAACAACACUCAUUUAUCGGAGUGCUGGAUAUCUACGGAUUUGAAACGUUCGAGAUCAACAGUUUUGAACAGUUCUGUAUUAACUAUGCCAAUGAGAAACUACAGCAGCAGUUUAACUCGCAUGUAUUUAAACUGGAGCAAGAGGAGUAUAUGAAGGAGCUGAUCCCCUGGACACUCAUUGAUUUUUAUGAUAACCAGCCGUGCAUUGACCUCAUUGAAGCCAAGCUCGGUAUACUGGAUCUUCUCGAUGAAGAGUGUAAGGUGCCCAAAGGAACCGAUCAGAACUGGGUGCAGAAGCUGUACAGCCAGCACACACGCAGCGAGCAUUUUGAGAAGCCCAGAAUGUCCAACCGCUCCUAUAUUGUGGUCCACUUUGCGGAUAGGGUUGAGUAUCUGUGUGAUGGCUUCUUGGAGAAGAACAGAGACACUGUCUAUGAGGAACAUAUAAACAUCCUCAAAGCUAGCCAGUUCCAGUUGGUGGCGGAUCUCUUCCAGGAUGGUAAAGAUGCCACUCCAUCUUCUGCCAAACCCUCCAGGGUCAAUGUCCGGGCAGCCAAGCCCAUGCCAAAAGGCCACAACCGUGAACACAGGAAAACUGUGGGCACACAGUUCAGGAACUCUUUACAUCUUCUGAUGGAAACACUUAAUGCGACCACACCUCAUUAUGUGCGCUGCAUUAAACCCAAUGAUUUAAAGGAAGCUUUUGUAUUUGAUUCUAAAAGAGCUGUUCAGCAACUACGAGCAUGUGGAGUUCUAGAGACUAUCCGGAUCAGUGCCGCUGGAUAUCCGUCCAGAUGGACGUAUCCAGAUUUCUUCAGCAGAUAUCGGGUGCUUAUGACAAAGAAGGACAUGACCAUUGGGGAUAAGAAGCAGGUCUGUAAGAACCUGCUGGAGACUUUGAUCAAGGAUCCAGAUAAGUUCCAGUUUGGAAAGACUAAGAUUUUCUUCAGAGCAGGUCAGGUGGCUUAUCUGGAAAAGCUCAGAGCAGAUAAAUUCCGCUACGCCUGUAUUAAGAUCCAGAAGACGGUGCGAGGAUGGCUACAGAGAAAUCGCUACCGCAAGAUCUGCAAGUCUGCCAUCACUCUGCAGAGAUACGGCCGGGGUUACCUGGCACGUAGGUAUGCAGAGAUGCUUCGUCUCACCCGAGCAACACUUAUAUGUCAGAAACAAUACCGGAUGGUACGAGUUCGGCGGGAGUAUCUGAGAAUCCGUCAGGCUGUGAUCACCAUUCAGGCUUUUGCCCGGGGCAUGUUCAUACGCAGGAUAUAUCAGGAGUUCAUGCUCCAUCACAAAGCCAUGGUCAUACAGAAGACUGUCCGUGGCUGGCUCGUGAGGAAGAAGUACCUCCACUCCCGAAAUGCUGCUAUUGUCAUCCAGUGUUUCUACAGGCAGGUGCGUGCCAAGCGGCAACUAAAACAACUCAAGAUAGAGGCCCGUUCAGCCGAACACUUUAAAAAUCUCAACGUCGGAAUGGAGAACAAAAUUGUUCAGCUCCAGAAGAAGAUGGACUACAAGUCAAAGGAGUAUAAAACACAGAAUGAGCAACUGGCUGUUGCUAAUACCACUCUGGGCUCAGAAGUCAAUAAACUCCAAAAGGAAUUGGAGACCCUUCGGAUUAGGCAAACUGCUGGCAUUUCACUGCAGGAGGAGCUUGAGAGGCUAAAGGUGGAGCUCCAGGAAGCCCACACCCAGAGGAAGCAGAUUGAAGAGAAGUUCAGCAAUGAGAAACAGGGGCUCAAACAGAGGGUGGAGGAGCUGGAGAAUGAGAACACACUCUUGAAAAAGGAAAAAGAAGAGAUGAACCACAGAAUCCAGACCUCCGCUCAGGGUCAGGGAGGAGAUGUGCCUCAGAAGGAAAGCCGUCUGCAGUCUGAGCUAGAUCAGGAGAGACUGCGCUAUCAAAACCUGCUGAAAGAAUACUCCAGACUGGAGCAGAGAUAUGAUAACCUGCAAGAGGAGGUGAAGUUCCAACCUGGCCAUCGCCGAAACCCCUCUAACCAGAGCAGUCUGGGCUCAGACUCCAACUACACAUCCAUCAGCAUGUCAGAAAUUGGAGACACUGAUGACACCAUCCAGCAGGUGGAGGAAAUGGGUAUAGAGAAGGCCGCCAUGGACCUCAGUGUGUUCAUGAAGUUGCAGAAGCGAGUGCGAGAGCUGGAGCUGGAGAGGAAGAGGCUGCAGACCCACCUGGAGAAAGUGGAGGAGAUAAGCAAGCGCAAGGGUAGUGAGGCCAAGAGUUCCACGUCAGAGGACAUAAACGCGGACCUGGCCUAUAACAGUCUGAAGAGGCAAGAGUUGGAGUCUGAGAAUAAGAAGUUGAAGAAUGACCUGAAUGAGAUGAGGAAAGCGGUGGCUGACAGGGCCUUCGAGAACAACUCAUCUAAUGAGCUUCAGGAGAGCUACAACCUGCUGCUCAAUCAACUUAAGACAGCCAGCGAGGAGUUGGAUGUGCGCAAGGAGGAAGUCCUCAUGCUCAAGACCCAAAUUGUCAAAUCCACAAGCCAGACUUCCAACGAUGUAUUGGGAUGGACCAACAACAAGAAGUCCCCUGACAUGGUGGACGCUCCAGAGGCACAUGAGUCAAAGAAGCUACUGGAGGCUCAGCUACAGACACAGUCUAGACAAUACCGGGAUGAACUAGAAGCUCUCCACACACAGAUUGAACUGCUGAAAGAUAAUCUUGAGAAGAAGCAGGAGAUGCUGAACCACUUCUCCACACUCUCUCCCGAUGCUCUGGUGGAGUUCAGCGUACAGCAGGAGAUCACACGACUCACCAAUGAAAACCUGGAUCUCAAGGAACUUGUGGAGAAGUUGGAGAAGAAUGAGAAGAAGUUGAAGAAGCAGUUGAGAAUCUACAUGAAGAAAGUGCAAGAGCUGGAAGUUUCUCAGGCAAGUAAGAGCCGGCCAGAACUUACCCGCCAGGUCACUGUACAGAGGAAGGAGAAGGACUUUGAAGGCAUGCUGGAGUACUACAAAGAAGAUGAGGCCUUGCUGGUCAAGAAUUUAGUUACAGACAUGAAGCCCAAUGUUGUGUCAGCUACUGUUCCCUGCCUCCCCGCCUACAUCCUAUUUAUGUGCAUCCGCCAUGCUGACUACAUCAACGAUGACCAGAAAGUUCACUCACUCCUCACCUCAACCAUCAAUGCCAUCAAAAAGGUCCUGAAGAAAAAUAACGAUGACUUUGAGAUGACCUCCUUCUGGCUGGCCAACACCAGUCGACUACUUCACUGUCUGAAGCAGUACAGCGGGGACGAGACGUUUAUGACCCAGAACUCUGCCAAGCAAAAUGAACACUGCCUGAAAAACUUUGACCUGGCAGAGUAUCGACAGGUUCUGAGUGACCUUUCCAUCCAGAUCUAUCAGCAGCUUGUUAGAGUGGCAGAGGGUAUCAUGCAACCCAUGAUUGUAUCUUCAAUGCUUGAGAGUGAGAGCAUCCCCAGUCUGGCCGGUGUGAAACCUAUGGGCUACAGGAACCGAACGUCUAGCUUUGACUGUGAGGAUGGGGGACCGCCGGGCUACACACUGGAGGCCCUGAUUAGGCAGCUGGGACAGUUCUACACCACCAUGGCGGAUCACGGCCUGGACCCUGAGAUCGGUGAGCAGGUGGUUCGGCAGCUCUUCUACUCCAUCAAUGCAGUGACCCUCAACAACCUGCUGCUGCGCAAAGAUGUUUGCUCCUGGAGUACUGGCAUGCAGCUCAGGUACAACAUCAGUCAGCUGGAGGAAUGGCUGAGGGGAAAGAAUCUGCACCAGAGUGGAGCUAUAUCCACCAUGGAGCCUCUGAUCCAGGCUGCCCAGCUAUUGCAGGUGAAAAAGAAGACCUCCCAGGAUGCCGAAGCCAUUUGCUCACUCUGUACCGCCCUCAGUUUGCAGCAGAUUGUGAAAAUUCUGAACCUGUACACACCACUAAAUGAGUUUGAGGAGAGAGUCACUGUUUCCUUCAUCAGAGACAUACAGAAUCGUCUCCAAGAUCGGAUAGAAAUCAACCAACUCCUGGUGGACACCAAGCACACCUUCCCUGUUCUCUUCCCCUACACGCCCUCAGCACUCAGUCUGGAGACCAUACACAUCCCCGCCUCCCUCAGCCUGGACUUCCUCACACGGGUCUGAAAUCUCAAUCUCUCAGUUUCAUUCUAAAGUCUGCCGAGUCAGACCUGCAGCCUGCAGAGAGAAGCUCAGGCCCACCGCAGAUCUGCUAAACCACGUACUAACAUCACCAUACGUGUGGCUGGGAUUUACAGUAUUAGCAUUUAAUUAAGAUGCACAGUCUCACUCAACAACUAACUAUGGUGUCGAGACACUGUAGUUUCAGUGUGUUCAGUGGGGGAUUGAGUCAGGUUGGCACUUGGUGUAUAUAAGCUGUCUGCUUUUUGAAUUUCCUUGUAUGACACUCGACUCUGGUUUCCUCUGGGGUCAAUUUAAUAAACGCAAGGCUACAGGCCAUUCUUUCUGUAGAAAAGAAGUUGGAACACUAUUUGGACGGAUAUGUCUUUCACUAAUUCUUAUGAUUAAAUAACUUUAAUCAUUCAAAGCACUCACCGUGCUCUCCCAUCUAAUUAGGUGCUAAGACCUAUGUAUCAAUAUGAAAAUGCAAAAAGGUCUGCACUCUAAAAAUAUUUUAUUAUGAUCAAACUGGAGAUAAAAAAAAAAUUGUAUCUCCUGUUUGAGCUUAAUAAAAGUAUUUUUAGAAUGCAGACCUGUUUGCAUUUUCAAAUCACUUUAAUUGAUUAUAUGAGGGGUUUGGGCUUCUGAUAAAACGCUAAUGCAUGAUUUAUGUGCCAGCACAUAUAUUUAUCUGUAUUAGUAUGCACUGAUUUGUGUAUUUUAUUCCUUUUGCUUGUAUUGAUGCGCGCUCUCAUCUCAGCUGCACCAUUGACCUGUUCACAGUGAUUUUUCUUUCCUAGAUUUACUUUUAAAGUUAUUACCAGUUGCCAAGAUUCAUUCUCACAAGCUCUAGCAAAAAUAACCAGGAGAAAUCUCUGCAUUGCAGUGGAUCAGUCUCUCCAAAAUGGGCUCGGACUCUUUUAACGCUUUUUUUUCCUCUGAUGAGGAAUAAUGUUCUUUUCUUUUGGAGACACAAAUGCAGACACAUGGGGGACCUGAAUUGGUUAAAGCCUUCAAAGCAGGCCCGGUCUGGUCUUCUGAUGGACAAUGACAAGUUGAAAUAUGUGGAGCAGAGAGAGGAUGUCUGUUUAUGAGAGGAGUUUGAACUGGGAUAUUUAAUAAUCUUAACAGAAAUCAAAUGAUUGCUGUUUUUUGGGGAAUAUUGACUGUUCUGGAGGGAAAGUCAUGUGUAAGAUGAAGAAAUGUAUGUUUGAUGAUUUAUUUGGUGUACAGGAAAGAAGACGUACUAAACUCCUAUUUGACUUGUACUUUUGCACAGCUCUAUAAAUUAUUAUGUGUAAUCAAAUAGCAAUAAUCACAAGCACUGUUUACUUUUUUUUUUUUUUUUUAAAUGAGAAGAAAAAAUUAUUAUGACCAUUUUAUAAACAUCUUUAACAAUCGAUUUUACUCCCUUUUUCUAUGUUGAAAAGACUAGUUUUGCCAACAGAAUGAGCUGUUCUGCAAGAGCAGUUCAUGUCAAAAUCUGUACUUUGGUAUUGUUUCAAAGCCAUAAUCCAUCUUUACAUUUAUAUAGAUUUUUGUGUUUCCAGUUGAAUGAAACAAUGGUCUCUGGUUUCCAUUGUGCAAUGCCUGUCAAAAUUUAUACAAAGCUGUCAAAUUCACAUGUAUCGCACUAUUGCUCUCUGGAUAUCACUUUCUGGAUUAAAAUAGUUAUUUGAAUGCCAAUAAAGUAAAGCCUGUGGAUUUUCAAAGUUGAUUAAUAUGUAAAUGUUUAAAUGUUUUUGUGUCUUGAAAAUGUUGUCUUAAUUUUUUACUGCCCUCUACUGACUAUAUUUGUAACUACCCAAAUCUGUGUAGUGUAUAAUUACGGAAGCGGUUGUAUCACGAGCCAACAAAUAUAUUUUUCAUAAUUACUGCUAAUUUCACUUAACACUCAUACAGUUGAGGUAGAAAACAUGUUUGGUGUGAUUUAAAAAUGUUUAAACUGUUUUAAAAAAUAUAUGUUUGAAGUUAAAGAAUUAUCUCUAAUAUUUUGGGUGGGCUAGGGUGAGACCCAGGCCCACCCUUGGCUAUGCCACUUUUUCAGCCUAAGAUCCCGGAUCAAAUAUAUUUUACUGAAAAGUGACAGAAUCCAUCUUUUGCUGAGCCCUGAAUUAGCCAUUCAGAAUCCAGGACCAGAACUGUUUGUAAAAUAAAUGUAUUAUGUCAAAUAAUGUAUUAAUAUGCAAAAUAAAAGGCCUA
Messenger RNA from Xyrauchen texanus (razorback sucker), 8022 nucleotides. RefSeq names its product unconventional myosin-Vb-like. The transcript has 39 exons. Gene Ontology annotation, molecular function: actin filament binding; microfilament motor activity; ATP binding. Gene Ontology annotation, biological process: actin filament organization; vesicle transport along actin filament. Lineage: Eukaryota; Metazoa; Chordata; Actinopteri; Cypriniformes; Catostomidae. The record is from RefSeq and is a predicted model, not a curated record. The coding region runs from base 433 to 5826 and encodes 1797 amino acids. Gene Ontology annotation, cellular component: myosin complex; cytoplasm; vesicle.